This is a messenger RNA of Nannospalax galili (Upper Galilee mountains blind mole rat), 951 nucleotides long. RefSeq names its product vomeronasal type-1 receptor 4-like. Gene Ontology annotation, biological process: G protein-coupled receptor signaling pathway. Gene Ontology annotation, molecular function: pheromone receptor activity. Gene Ontology annotation, cellular component: membrane. NCBI's taxonomy places the organism in Eukaryota, Metazoa, Chordata, Mammalia, Rodentia, Spalacidae. The transcript has a single exon. The coding region runs from base 1 to 951 and encodes 316 amino acids. The record is from RefSeq and is a predicted model, not a curated record.
AUGUUAAUAAAUUUAUCCUUUUUAGAUGGAAAGGAAAUGGUUGCUGCAAACGUUGCAAUGGGGAUUGUCUUCUUCUCCCAGACACUCGUGGGAAUCCUGGGUAACUGUUCACUUCUGCUUCAUUAUUUCAUGUCUGUAUUCACUGAGAAGAGUUUGAUGCCCAAAGAUCAGAUUUUAAAGCAUGUGACAUUUGCCAACUUCCUGUCUGUUAUCUCAAGAGGAAUUCCUCAGACAAUGGCAGAGUUUGGGUUGAAAUAUUUCCUGGAUGACUUUGUAUGCAAACUUAUUAUCUACAGUAAUAGAGUGUCCCGGGGCAUUUCCCUCUACACCAUGUGCAUCCUGAGUUGCUUCCAAGCAAUCACCAUCAGCUCCAGCAGCCCUAAGUGGAUGAAGCUUAAGCACAGAAUGACCAAGUACAUCAAUCCCUCUUGUUCUGUUAGUUGGCUUGUGCAUUUAUUUCUAAAUAGCAAAGUUACUAUGAGAGUAACCAGCCUUGGUAACAACAGAAAUUUUACUAAGAAAUUCAACUUCGGGCACUGCUCAGGGUUUGGUUUAGACAACAUUGCAGGUAAAUUCUAUUUGUUCUUGAUCUGUUUCACUGAUUUUCUGUAUUUGAGUCUCAUGGCCUGGGCUAGUAUCUCCAUGCUGAGCAUCCUCUACAGACACAAGAAGCAGAUGCAGUAUAUUCACAGUGCCCAGCACUGCCCCCGAGUGUCCCCUGAAGCCAGAGCCACCCAAGCCGUCCUGAUCCUGCUGUGCAUCUUUGUCUUCUUCAACUCAAUGUCCUUCCUCCAGCUUCUCUACAUCACGCUCUGUGAUAAUCCAAAGCUGUGGCUCAUAAGCAUACUUUCAUUUUUAGACACAUGUUUUCCCACUUCUUGCCCCUUUUUGUUCAUCAGUAGUAAUGGUUACAUUUCCAGGAUCUACUUUCCGUCCUGCAGAAACAAAUAA